AUGGAUCCAAUAGUAUCAGACAAAAAUCUCUCGUCUUCUUUCCAGACAACAUUAGCUGUCGGCGGCGCAGUCGCACUUAUUGCUGGUGCUGUAAUUCAUCGUCAUAAAGAUAAAUUAUCGUCAUUUCUUGCUGAAAAUCUUGUUAACGACGAAAUGAAUCUCGAUAUUGAUUGGCAAAAACUUUCAAUUCCGGCACAGGCACAAGGCUGCCCUGAAGCACGAGUUGCUGCUGACCUUGGCUUACGACCAUUGAUCACAAAGGGAAAAUCCACGAUUGAUGAUCGUGUUUUUUCGACAUUUUAUGAGGGUUUUAAAGUUGGCAGAGAUACUGCAAAUCGUCGAGGAGACAAAAGAUGCUUAGGCUUUCGAGUAGAUCGUCAAUCUGAAUAUCAAUGGGUGACAUACGAUGAAACCGAACGUGCUGCAACGGAAAUCGGUAGUGGGCUUAUUCAAGUAGGUGAACAUCACGGACAAAAGACAUUCAUUGGUAUCUAUGCAAGCAAUAGUGUUGAAUGGAUGACUACGGCUAUUGCAUGUCAUUUUCAUAGUAUGAUUUAUGUACCUUUGUACGAUACACUUGGAGAAGCUGCAAUCGUUCAUAUUAUCAAUCAGACCUCGUUGAAAACGAUUUUUGUCGAUAAACCAGAAAAUAUUCUUAAUCUACUUGGACUUGCUGAUCAAGUUUCAACAUUGAAACGAAUUAUAUUAACGAAAAAAUUACCAGCGGAGAAGGAAGCUGAAAUUAGAAAAAAAGCUGAGGAAAAAGGAAUCGCAAUUAUGACAUACAUACAAUUAUUAGAAAUUGGUCGAUCGGAGCCAGUUCUACAUCAUCCACCGAAACCUGACGAUAUCUUUGAAAUUUGCUAUACAAGUGGUACAACAGGUUUACCAAAGGGUGCGAUGUUAACGCAUAAAAAUAUCAUUAGUUUGUCUCAAUCAGCAAAUGAAUUUUUCAAACCUGUUUUUAAUGAAUUGGAAAUAUUGAUUUCCUACUUGCCAUUGGCACAUUCUUAUGAGCAAACUAUUGAACUUUAUUGUUUAUGUAGUGGUUUUAAAAUUGGCUAUUUUUUGGGCGAUGUACGUCAAUUAUCUGAUGAUCUUGCUCACUUAAAGCCAACAAUUAUGCCAUGUGUACCUCGACUUCUCAAUCGAAUGUAUGAUAAUAUUCAAGCCACAACUCGUCGAUUAGGUCCAAUUAAACGUUGUUUAUUCAAUAUGGCUCUAUCAGCUAAAGCACGUGAUGUCGAGGAGCAUCGUGUGUCACGCCACAUGGUUUGGGAUGGUCUUGUUCUCAAGCCUAUUCAACAGCGUCUUGGUGGACGUGUGAAAUUAAUUGUUAGCGGUGCUGCACCAUUAUCACCAACAAUUUUACAAUUUCUUAAACGUGUUUGUGGUGCUUAUGUGGUCGAAGGUUAUGGACAAACGGAAUGUUGCGGUGUAGCAGCAUGUCAACCGCUUGGCGAUGCAACUGUUGGAAAUAUCGGCGUACCAUUAAGUUGCAACAUGAUCAAACUCGUCGAUGUACCAGAAAUGCAAUAUUUUGCAAAGGAUAAUGUUGGCGAAUUAUGUAUUCAAGGUGCAAACGUAUUUAAAGGUUAUUAUAAAGACGAAGAAAAAACACGAGAGGCACUUGAUGCAGACGGAUGGUUACAUACAGGCGAUGUUGCUAAAUGGACACCGAGCGGUCGUAUUCAAAUUAUUGAUCGAAAGAAACAUAUGUUUAAAUUAUCUCAAGGUGAAUAUGUUGCACCGGAACGUAUUGAAAAUAUUUAUAUUCAGAGUAAAUAUGUAGCUCAAGUUUUUGUUUAUGGCAACGGCUACAAGAGUUAUACAGUUGCUAUUAUCGUACCUGAUUCAGAUGAGCUUGAAAAACACGCACGCGCUGAACAUAUUUCAGGUGACAUGGCUGCCUUAUGUAAGAAAAAAGAAAUCAAAGAUUUAAUAUUUAAUGAUAUUAAAAAUUUGGAAAAAUUUAAUGGAUUAAAAGGAUUUGAAAUGGCAAAAGAUGUUUAUCUUUUUCCAGAACAAUUUUCAGUUGAAAAUAAUCUUUUAACGCCAACGAUGAAAACGAAACGAUCUGAAUUAUCGAAAUACUUUGAAAAAGAAAUCGAUGAAAUGUACAAAGAUAUUGAAUAG
Molecule: messenger RNA, 2136 nt
Organism: Rotaria socialis
Lineage: Eukaryota; Metazoa; Rotifera; Eurotatoria; Philodinida; Philodinidae
Source: the annotation of a GenBank genome assembly